Messenger RNA from Stomoxys calcitrans (stable fly), 1542 nucleotides. Its product is annotated as cytochrome P450 6A2-like. Lineage: Eukaryota; Metazoa; Arthropoda; Insecta; Diptera; Muscidae. Gene Ontology annotation, molecular function: heme binding; oxidoreductase activity, acting on paired donors, with incorporation or reduction of molecular oxygen; monooxygenase activity. The record is from RefSeq and is marked validated.
GCACAAAAGAAAGGUCCAGCAUUAAACCAAUUAGCAAAUAUGGAACCAACUACACAAGUCUUGUAUUUAGUAUUAGCAUGUACGUCUGUGGUGUUACUUUUCCUAAGAAGACACCUUAACUACUGGAAGAGACGUGGCAUACCCCACGAAGAGCCCCAUGCGCUGUUUGGUAAUAUGAAAGGUGCCCGCAGCGAAAUGGGUGUGGGAGAAAUCUUGGCCAACUAUUAUCACAAAUUCAAAGGAAGCGGUCCCUUUGCGGGUAUAUACAUUGGCCUGCGUCCGGCUGCAGUGCUUUUGGAUAAGACUGCCAUUAAGCAUGUGCUUAUCAAGGACUUCUCCAACUUCACCGAUCGCGGUUUGUACUACAAUGAAAAAGAGGAUCCUUUGACGGGACAUAUAUUCUUCAUGGAUGGCCAAAAAUGGCGCAGAAUGAGGAAUAAACUUUCGCCCACCUUCACUUCGGGUAAGAUGAAAUACAUGUAUCCCACUCUACAGAAAGUGGCCGACGAGCUUGUUGAAGUUUUAGCAGAACGUAUUCAGGAAGAUCCUGUGCUCGAAAUACGUGACCUAUUGGGGCGUUUCACCACCGACAUCAUUGGUCGUGUAGUCUUUGGCAUUGAGUGCAAUUGCUUGAAGAAUAAAAAUUCGGAUUUUAUGAAUUUUGGGCGCAAAUCCAUUGAAGUACCCCGUCAUCAUAGUGUGAUAAUGAAUUUAAUUGACAGUUUUCCCGGAGUGGCACGCAAGUUGGGUAUGAGAGUUUUGCCCGAGGACGUGCAUCAGUUCUUUAUGAGAAUCAUCAAGGAGACAGUGGACUAUAGGGAGCAGAACCAAGUAAAGGCCAACGAUUUCCUGAAUUUGUUAAUAGAGCUUAAGAACGACAAGGAAGACAAGUCCGGUCUAGGAGGUUUAACUUUCGAAGAGAUGGCAGCCCAACUUUUUGCUUUCUUCAUAGCCGGCCUGGAGACUUCGUCCUCGACCAUGGCAUAUGCCAUCUAUGAAUUGGCUAUGAAUCCAGAAAUUCAGGAUCGCUUGCGUCACGAAGUCAUGCAGGCAUUUGAAAAGGACGAGGCCAUAACCUAUGAGACUGUUAUGCAGAUUCCUUAUCUCAAUCAAGUAUUAAGUGAGUCUCUGCGAAAAUACCCUAUUGGCUCAUUUGUCACUCGCCGUGCUCUAAACGAUUACACAAUUCCCGGUUAUCCCAAAUAUUCUGUGGAAAAGGGUACCACUUUUUUCGUAUCCAUCUUGGGUAUACACCAUGAUCCAGAAUUGUAUCCUAAUCCUGAAAAAUUUGAUCCGGAACGUUUCUCUCCCGAGUUGGUUAAACAACGUGAAUCGGUGGAAUUUCUGGGCUUCGGAGAUGGACCACGCAACUGCAUUGGUAUGCGUUUUGGACAAAUGCAAUCUCGUCUGGGGCUAGCCUAUAUUAUCAAGCAUUACCGUUUCUCAGUGUGUCCCCAGACUGAAAGAAAUCUAAAAUUUGAUCCCCUGUCUCAGAGCUUGAAGACUUUGCAUCCUAUAUUAUUAAGAGUUGAAGCUAUAUGA